UGUAUGCUUGUAAGAGCUGAAUGAAAACAGUCGAGGUGUUGAGCAGCAGGUAUCGGAGGUGAGCUAACAGGUUAUGCAAGAAGCGAGAAAGCUAACGCCGCCCAUCAGGUGUGUUAGCAGGUUAACUCACUCUGUCAGCACGGAAGCGUAGAUUUACACACAAAAAAAGCUCCUUUCCACCUUCAAUUUACGGCGACACUUGCCUUCAUGAGUCCGUCCAACGAGCGGACGUGAAGGGGAUCAUUUCACAGGACUUAACUCGUCGGACUCGAGGUUGUUUUAAUGUUUUAUCCUCCCAUGUCUCGGAUAUGGCUUCUUCUUCUCCUGGGAGGGCUCGUGCUGCCAGGUGAGUUCACAAGACUUCCUGAAGGAGGGAGGACUUGGGACCUGAAAAAUGUCGAGAAAAACACUCUUGGAUGUGUGUGUUGGAUGUGUUUUUCAGACUCAGGGCCUAGCAGACAAACAGGGCGAACUUUGACAGAGUCUGAUAACAGUUUAUUUAGUUUCACUCAGCAUGAAACGACCUCACACAAAGGUUAAAAACUACACGAUUAUAAAGAUACCCAACGGCGUCAAAACAUUACUAUGUAUUUGUGUACUUGAUACUUCCACGUGUGACACGAGUGUUGACUACAUGGCAGUUAAGGAAAUAGAUUAAAAUGUCAAACUUAAUUCUUACAACAUAAUACCUAACAAUUUAUACGAGGUUUGUCACCUGUCUGUAGUUGUGUGGGCCUAAAAUUGAGGUCCUCAGGUGAAUAACAAAGCAGCACAGAAUAGACAAUUAAACUCUUUUCACAUAGCAGAGAGGAUUGCUUGCAGGAAGUGAUCAGGAGCCAACCCAAUAUUUCUUAUCAAGACGUUGUCUCAGACAAUAAACUCUAUCAGUCAGGAAAAGAAAAACGAGUUUUAGUUGUCUAAGUUAACAAUUGAUUCUCUGUUUGCUGGUAAAUGUGUAGUAUAUGUUAAUCUUAUUUGAGUUCAGACAAGGCGACAGCUUGAACUUCAACACUCUGCAAAGGUAUGCCACCAGUGACAGGAGAAGUCCCAAAAACCUUGAAGGCACAGAUUUCUUUUUAACAAAUGUGUUAGUAUUUUAUGGGAGAAUAUUGGUCAGGUUUGUUGAGUCUGGUGUUUUAUUAAAUUCCAACCCUUCAACAAUUAAACUAGUACAAUGAACUGUAUAUGGGUAUCAAUGCAAAACUCACCCAACUCCUGAUGGCAUGUGUUUGAUUGGUGGGAGGUGGGGAGGGGUUUGGAGGGUAAAACUAAAGCUGAAGUGCUCAAUAAGGCAAUGACAUUUGUGAUGUGUAAUAAUACCCAAUAAGUAGGAGUAAUUCAGUUUUAUGCUUUUUAACUUGAGGGCAAGAAUAAAUGGUUCAACAGAACGAUUUAUGACAUUUCCCUCAGAAAUCCUGAUUUACAAGAAUAAAGAUUAGCCAACAGAUUCCAGUGAUUACACUGCUGUAGGCUAAUAUAAAGUUUGAUAUUCACCAUUAACUCCAUGUUUUAGUGCAAUUGCAACAACUUUGGUCCAAAUAGUAAGAAGACACACUGUACAAAGAAACUAUUAUAUUGAAAAGAGCCACGACACACUUUUUCAAAAAGAUAGCACCAUCAUUGUGCUGGGUCGACAUCAGAUAUUGUUGUAUGAAACAGCCAGCUUGUUGUGGAUAUCGAGGAGCUGUUCAGACAGGCAAGCUGGAAACACCUGGCCUGGUGGGCUGGGCUCUGGUGGGGCCUGAUUUCAUUGUGGAAUAGUGGAAAAUUACCACCAGGCUACAUUAGGCUCCUUUAUUUCUUCCUUUUAAUCUUGAGGUUGAAGGAGGGAAGUGCUCUGGUGGGUAUGAGAUUGGAGAGCUACAUCUCAAGGCUGAAAGCCAGAUAGGCUGUCUAAUGGCAUCACAUUGUAAGGAUAACAUGGAGCAGGGUUUAAUGAGUCACAAAGUUCCCAGGCUUUUUCAAUCAGGUGUGAAGAAAUGAAUCUUCACUUUAACCUGUUUCUCAUGUUUUACCCAACUGUUUAUAUUUGCAUAAUGUGAAAACAGUAUUGAACUUUAAAGCCUAGCAGAGGGUUAACAGCUUUUGAAUAAUUUAGCUCUCAGUGGAGCAUUAAAAACUGUGGGUUUCCAGUGUGUGGCCACAACAUUCAAUGAAAGUAUGAAAAAUGUUCGACUUGUAUUUAAGCAGUCGGUUAUUGUGUGGUGUGUAAAUUCUUCUUCCACUUCUGAUUACACAGCAUUCCUUAAUCAGUGCAUUCCUGAUAAGAUAGUUUGUAUAGCCACACAAGUUCAUACAAGUUUUAUGGCACUGAUUCAGUUUUAUUGCUCAAGCUGUAUGAGGAAAACGCUACACAAAGCUGUCUCACCAUAACAAACAUCUAUGAUACUGUCUGCUUCACAGGAAAACACUGAACUAAUGCAAGAAAUUACUUAAUCAGGACACAGUUCAAUAUGAUUCAUAAAUGCCAUCUGACUAUUUAGUCUGACUUUAAAAAAAGGAAAUGAAAUCAGACAAAUGGAAGAAGAUAUUUCCUCUACGGCUCUUGCAUGAGAAUGAAUGAGGUUUUCGAUGUACUUGGCUGAGGGAACUAACUAUUAUAAUCACAAAACUGUGAUUUUACUAAAUGGUUUGCAAACGAAUGUGAAAAAAGUGAAAACACCUAUUUUUAUGAUACAGUUUUGUUCAACAGGAAAAUUUAGAAGUAAUUUUUCUUCCAUGGUUGAUUGUACACAUAAAAACAAAGUGAAAAAAAUAUUUUGCUCCAGUUCAUCCUGCUAUAAUGUGCCAGUCUGUUCCAGUUCUCAGGAAUUUAACAAAGAAAUCUGUUCUUAUUUUGAAAGGGCUGCAGAUUUCAGUUCCUAUUACUAACCAUGAUGUGGGUAAAUGAAUUAUUACAGGUUAAAAAGCAGAUCACUCCAUACUUCUUUAAACAAAAGUGUAAAAAUCAAAACUACAAGUACAGAACUGUUUUUCAAGGUAUGGAAUAAAAAUAUUUCUUAUAGCCUGGCAGCUGAAAGUGAUUGGUUCUGCCUGUGCUGCCGAGUGCUCUCAUUUCAGAAAAGUUGAGAACUUUUGGUUUGUGUCAAUUCUGGCGCCCCCUGUGGACAAAGAAGACUUUUCUUACCUGUAAAAACCACAGUAUUGAUAUUGUCAACCUUGUCACUGAUGAUCUUGUUUUCUUUUAUCUUUAAAAAAGUGAGAGGCGGGUAAAGUAAGAUCUGUUUUUUUUACCUGCUCCUUUCCAGUCAUGCGCUGUGUUGCAGUUAAUGAACGUCUCUUUGUUUGGAAAAGUUUGAAAAUGGCUACUAGUGGAACAAAUAUAAAUGAAAGGAAAUGAAUAGAUGGUCAUCAGUGUGAAUUUCAGUCAAUUUAAAAACGUUAAAAUCUCCCCACAGGAACUUUAAUUCUCAAAGCUCAAUCAUAAAAUGUUUAUCAAAUACAAAUAUGAAAGGUAUAAAUGUAGUUUUUAAAAUGUUUUUCUGACCUUUUCAUCACCAUUCAGUAGUUUUUCAGACAGUGACUUCGCCUUUUUACCAUUGCCCAUGGUUCAAAAGUUCAAGCAUUUCAUUGUAUCCCUGCCCGUUCAGGAUUACAGAACAUUCUUAAACUCUCAUCUCAUCUGAAGUUAAUUAUUUGUAGGAAUGUUUUAAUCCUCGGGAUGAGUCUGCAGGUCUCCUCAUCACUGCAGCUGACUGUGUGAUACAGAUUCAGCUCAACAUACUGCCAUACUUAAAAUGGUUUCAGUAAACCAUGACAGGAAGUUAAUCUUUGUGUUAUUAAUGAGGCAUCUCAAUGAUAACAUGACCAAAAACAAAUAUCCAAACUUGUUUUUCACCUAAUAGACUUCCCUUGUGCACACAUACAGUCAACAGUCCCUUGUGGGUGUAGCUGCCAUUUCAUCAGUUGUAGUGUUGUUCACUAUGUCACCAAAUCAUGAAGAAAAGUGGUGAGUUAGUCCUACAACCUAAUGCUGUGGCUGGAGACUGUUCAAGGCUUUAAACAUGAUCACCAGAGAUCUGAGGGACGUGCAAAUUUGCUCUUUUUUGUCAAGGACGUUCCUGUGUUUGAUCAGCCAUGAUAAGUGCUUUAGAGGCAAAACAGCUCUACUCUUGUCUGAUUGGUUAUAUUACUGGCUUUGAAAUGAAAGAUAAAGUAAAAAACACAAUCACCUGUGCAGUUUGAAAUGUAACUUUAAUGAAAGCCUUAUUUCUGAUCUGGUGGUGAAAGUGUUUGAAAUAAUCUUGAUGUAUAUUCUUGUCUUUAUAACAGGGGUGCAACGUGUCAGUGGAAUAGUUAUUUACACUCCAGGUGAGGUGGAGGCGGUCAACGGGACCAAUGUGAAGCUGAAGUGCACCUUCACAUCAAGUCACCCAGUGUCACUCCAGUCCGCCACAGUUUCCUGGAACUUUAGGCCCUUAAAUUCAGGAUCAGAUGAGUCUGUGAGUAAAACUGUUUUGAAAUUUUUUCAAGUGUUAAAUGGAGCGUGUAUGCAAUGUAAUUCAGCAUAUUUGACUUAUCCCAACAGGUGUCACUUUGCCGACUUCAAAUGUUGGAGUUGGCUCUAUCCCAUAUAUGAACGUUUUCAACUGAGGCAGAGAAAGUUAGGAAAUACUGCAUUAUACUACACUAAAAAUGCAGAAGAGAAGUGCUGGGGGUUCCUGUGCUAGCUGUUAAUGGUGACACAAACAAAUGACAUUAUUAAUACACGACAUGAGAUUGAAAUCUUGUUGCCAAUCUUGUUGGGUCCUAGCCCCAGUACUAGCCACCAAACAUCUUUUUAAUUUUGCCUGAUUUCUUUAGCAAAGAGACUAAACAAAACUCACCCUCUCUCUCCCAGCAGCCACUUGUUUGUAGUGAGACCUCGGGCCAGUCCAUUACAGACUGCAUCGGGGUUACACAGCUCAAGGAGGAACAUUUAUGAUCUUUUCUUCAUGGAAAUGCAAUCAGAUCGAGACGCUUAGGCAGAAGAACUUCCUUGUCUGCAGUGCAAAAUGAAUUAUAUGGUGAUUAUUACUUAAAGGAAAUGAUUAAGAAAUUAUCAUAAAUGUUCUUCCUUGAGCUGCGUCACCCUGGCCUGAGGUCUCGCUACAAACAAGCUGCUGCUGGAAGAGAGUAGGUGAGUUGUGUUUAGUCUCUUUGCUGAAGAAAUCAGGCAAAGCUAAAAAGAUGUUUAGUGGCUGGUACUAUGGCUUGGACCCUUUAUGUACUGUUGAUGAAGUUAGGUGCUGUUCUGAGCAUUAUUUGUGGUUAUAGAGUGGCAUUUUGGUGGAGGUUUAUGUAUGGCUCCUCAGACCGCUGUGUAUUGCUAUUCUGUGGUCAUUACUAAAGUUGGUAUAACUAGAAAAGCAAGCGGUCAGCAACAUUCAUCUCUCGAGGGGGUGUCUUAACUCUGUGUUACGGUGUGUUUGACCCUAACUUAAUUUUACGCCAGAAUAUCCCUUUAAAGGUUUGUUACAUGUAUAGUGAACACACCCUUACUUGGAAUGAGACGAAUGAUUCAAAUGGCCGUAGAGAAUGUCCAGUGCUUCAUAGGUGUGUGUGUAUGUGUGUGUGUGUGUCUUUAACCCAAAGUCCUUCAAAUAGCCUUUGUCCAAACAGGCUCUGAUUCUGCACCAAGAAGUUGUCACCAUGUUAGUUUAAGAAGUAGCUUCUGAUUGAGUUGUGUAGUUCAGGGAUUUUUGUCAUCGUUUGACUUGUGUAGCUGACCCAGCCACAGCAGCAGAUUUUUCUCAUGCUUGUUCUUUUGCUGGAUUGUGUUCGUUCGGACUACAGGUGUUUUACUACCAGGAGGUACCAUAUCCUCCACAGCAAGGGCGAUUCAAAGGCCAUGCGGUGUGGUCAGGAGAUAUUUUAAGACGAGACGCCUCCAUCACCCUACAUGAGGUGCCGCCGACCUUUAAUGGCACCUUUAUCUGCCAGGUGCGCAACCGUCCAGAUGUGCACGGCAGUAAUGGGGAGAUCGUCCUCAAAGUCGUCAGCAAAGGUCAGACUGGCAGCACUGCCUGCUUAAGAAACUGAAAUGUGAGAAUGUAAAAAGCACUUUUAUGUCGUUUUUUUGCUUUCAAAAAGAGAUGUGUCUGAAGAGUUCAACGAGCUAAAUUUUGUACAGGAGAAAAUCAUCACUAAGCUUAUAUUUAUAAAAUAUAACCGCACAAAAUCUACCAUGAGAAAUAAUGAUUGAAGUAUUUAAUAGACAUUGAUGAAACGUAAUAGUUUGCUCAUGAUCUAUGAUGACUUCACAGUAAUGUUUGAUCUACAGUUAAUAUGUUUUUCAUGUUCAGUUGUCGUCAGCUACCAACCCUAUACCACGGUGAGAAGGACAUGACAAUUGUACUUUGUUUUAGAAAGUUUACAGCAAAUCAGUAAAAUAUGAUGAAAUGUUGGCAUUAUGAGAAAGAAGACUUGAAAAAGUACAGAUUGAUGAAAUAUUAACAUAAACAAGGUUUAACAAGGGUCCUGGAAGAGAUCCUUGUGGUUCAUCCCAUAUUUUUGAAACAUGUACAACUCCAAUUCCAAAACCACAGAGAUGCAGAAUUUUUGAGAACAAAACAAAGCUGACAAUUUGCAAAUUAUUCAAACCCUAUAUUGAAUUGAGUUGGUGAACAGUUUGUCUUAGCGUCCACAAAUACAGGUUAGACUGUACCAUGCAGUGGGAGUGGGGGUGGGGUGGGGGGGUAGUUUGGCCCAGUGGUUAAGUUGAAUGUUGAGUGUUGCAUGUACAGAGGCCAAAGUCCUAGCCGCCCAGGUUUGACUCCAACCUACUGCCCCCCUCUCCCUCAUAUUCCUGCUCUUAUCCACUGUCCUGUCCUCUCUAAAAUAAGGCAUACAGCCCAAAAACAUAGACUGUACCAUGCAAGGAGGAAACCAUGAAUAAACAUGACCCAAAAACUCCAGCAACUUCCCUGGAUUCAUGCCUAUUUAGGAUGAACUCAAGCAAAGAGGAAAACUUUUCUCUGGUGUGACGAAUCACAAUUUGACAUUCUUUGCGGACACCACAUCCUCCACUCUAAAAAGGAGAAGAGACACACUGUUUUCAAAAGCCAGCAUCUGUUUUACUGCCUGUAACAAGUAAACUAGUUUCAACAUUUGACAUGUUGUCUCUGUCCUAUUUUUCGUGAGAUAUAGAGCUUAAAUGUUGCAAAUCAUUAAAUUCUGUUUUUAACCAUGUACACCGCCACCCAACUGUUUUUGAAUUGGUAAAAGAGAAAACAAGGAAGUACACCUGACAUGAAAUGAAAGGCAGGAUAUCUGUUCACUGGUAAAAACAAAAGAACUUAUUGUUUUUAUUUUUAUGACUAGAUAUUUCCUUCCAAAUUCCAUACAAUGCUGCAUUCAGAUUUCACCCUCUAAUUUUGGAUCUUUGUUUUUCUAGCCUCCCUCUCUGAGAUCAGCAUCCUGGCCGCAGCAGUAGGGGGAGCUUGUGUUAUAAUCCUGAUCAUCCUGGGUAUCUUCGUGGGGGUUAGGUUUUGCAGGAAAAAGAACGUGGACAACGACGUCGAGCUAGACGGACGAGAGCGGGAAUGGAAGGACCCGACCGUGUGGUGAGGACUAGACAGCCGGAGCUUCUCUGCUUCUCUUCUUUUUGGGAAGGGUUUGGAGUCUGGUGGCUGUUUGAGUCCACUCUGCUGACAAAGACAAAUGAAAGCUACGGUUGACAAGGUUUCUGUUUCUCAUCUUUGCUCCUCCACUGUGAACUCCAGAGAUUAUUGUAUUUAUUUGCAGUUUUAGAGCUGUAACCUUCCACACGUGCAUUUUAUUGUAAAAAAAAAAAAGAAAAAAAAGUCAAAAUCUUCUUACAGUUUUGUAUGUUCUCACCAAAAGCUGUCUUUGAUUGCAGAUAACUGUGUUUUUUAGAGUUUUUAAGAUGUUAAGUAGGAGAUGUAAAUAUGGAGACAUUUUUCAGUCUUAAAUUCACAGCAGCUGUCAUUUCUGCCUUAAUGAGGCUCUUUUUCGAACAAAAUAAUCUCAAGAAAACACAACUGAUUUAAUCCCUGAAAAUGAGCACAAAGAGCACCUCAAACAUUCAUGAUAAUGCUGCUGUGAAUUGAUUGGUAUUCUCUGUCACUUUCACUGUGCAUUUCACUUUUUUGAAGCUAUGGAAGAUCAACGCUGAUUUACUUUUGCUGGGCAGCACCUCCUCUUUGCUUUGUAGGUAGCAACUGCAGCUCUGCGGUAGAUUUCACCUUCGAUUGUGAGUGCGGGUAAAAAAGAAAAAAAAUCAACAAAGAGCUAAACCUGGAUAACCAUGAACUGGUGGAGAAAUGUUCACAAACUGAUAUUUUGUCUUGUCUGUUGUUGAUAAGAUGCAUCAGCUCAUAAGUUGUCUUGGUUCUGCGGCAGGGUUUGCUUGCAAACGGAGGAUUCUUGGUGUAGUAUUCAGUAGUCUCUUGUCUUUUGGGGAUGGUUGUUGGUUGUUGGUAAGGAAAUCCAGCAUUGGCCUUGUUGUUUGCUUCCCAGACUUUUCACUUGUCCAGAUACACACAAGUUGCCCGUCUCACAGUCUGUGUGUUUUGUUUUUUUUGCGGGGAUUGUGUCAGUUUACCUGAGGAGGCCGUUCAUCUGACAGUUGUGGCAAAGGCGGUAGAAGCUGAUAGUUCAGAUGACGAAGAGUCUGAACCCAGCAGUGGAGAUGAUGAGGAAGAGGACGGGCUUGAAGAGGAUGAUGACGAUGACGACGAUGAUGAUGAUGACGACGAUGAUGAUGACGAUGAUGAUGGUGGUGAUGAUGAGGGUGGUAUACUGGACGCUUUUGAUUAAUUUGGAAAUCGCCCUUUAAUGAUAGCAACAGAGAUCUAGCUGUCUGUAACCAUUAAUGUAAUUUAUUGUACUUCUCAGACUCGGCACAUUGUGUUAACUGAACAGUGUGCCAAGUCUGAGUUUUUCUUGCAGGAUUUGAUCGACAUUGUCUUUUGUUUAAACGUAGAGCCUACAUCACCCACAAUGCAACUUGGUGGGCGAAAGUUUUGUCAGGAAAAGAUGCAAGCCACAGAUAUCUGCAGUGUAAGCUAGGACCCUUCAACUCAACGCUCAUUUUUGUCUGGCCCUCUUUUUCAAACUUGCACUUUUCAGCCACAAACUGACGCUGACUUAGGUGACACCACUUGAGGCAGGUUUUCAGAUUUAACGAAUUUCCAUCUGGAGCCUGAACACAACUUCCUUCCCCGUAUGUCUGUGUGUUUCAUGAGUGUGGACUAAUGAAUGGGAGUCUCGUUUUUAUACAUGACCACUGUAAGUCUGCUUGUUUACGCUUAUUUAACAGAAUUUGGAGUCAGCUGCUGCUGGAAAGCUAUUAGCUGUGAACGAUUUUCCAAAACCUCAUUAAUAUUCUUGUGAUUGCACGGACUAUGGAUUUUUCUUAAAAGAAGAGCCGGUUCAUAUUGGGUCAUUGUUUAAAGCACCACACACCAGCAGACACAGUCUCAGGUGCUACAUCAUUGCUGAAAUAAAUGUUUUUCUCUUCAUUUUCUAAAUUCAUCAGUGACGGUUUGUGUUCAAUACUUGUUAAAUUUACAGAUUCUUUGAUGAAAGUUCACAGCUGUGUUUUAUAUUUAUAAAGUCUACUUUUAGAUUUUUUGUGAUAAUCAAUUUUAAGUGUUUACUGCAAUGCUUAACAUCAUACAAGUAAUGAUUUUGUACAUUUUGUAAAAUAGGCAGAACUUCUUCCUUUUUUAACUCAAAACCUAGUUUGAUGUGUUUAUGUAUAUACCUACAGAACAACUAAAGAGUCAAUAAAACAUCAGUUUUUUAAAUCAUU
Molecule: messenger RNA, 9757 nt
Organism: Xyrichtys novacula (pearly razorfish)
Lineage: Eukaryota; Metazoa; Chordata; Actinopteri; Labriformes; Labridae
Source: the annotation of a GenBank genome assembly